Molecule: messenger RNA, 1829 nt
Organism: Fusarium odoratissimum NRRL 54006
Lineage: Eukaryota; Fungi; Ascomycota; Sordariomycetes; Hypocreales; Nectriaceae
Exons: 2
Coding region: 118-1293 (391 amino acids)
Source: RefSeq, a predicted model, not a curated record
UCUGCAUGAGGUUGUCUUCAGAGUUGCAAUAAUAUCGAGGCUUCGCCCUCUGACAUUCUGACUCGAAGCCCAUUCCAGGCCUUGAAACUCAUCACAGUUUCUAAUCGUUUACGUACAAUGGCAUCGAGGAUCAGCAGUGACAUCAAUCAAGAUGUGUAUCUGGAUAUAGCGAUGGCUUUGUGGUCAUGGGAUCUGUCUCAGCCCUGCAAUGAACGACGACCUCAUGCCUGUAUCCAUCAACGCUGUAUCGGUGGUCGCAUUCCUCAGCUUCAGCGAUAUUUUGCGUACUACAAAGCAAUUGUCUCGACUUACAUGGAUGCAACUUCUGCGACAACCAGAAGAAUAAAAACGCAUGGGGACCUUUUCCAUAUCAUUUCCAUAUUGAAAACGAAUCCAGACGCCACUCUGUUAGAGCUGUGCCGUUUGAUUGAUCAAAGCACAGGCUCACAGACGGCUGAUGGAACGAGAACAGUCGAUGCAGUGGCACUUGGUGUAAAGACUCUUUUGAUGGUCGACCCUUCAGCUCUGCAUCAUUCUUCUGACAGGCUUGAGAAAGGGACAUACCGAAUUCACUGGAAAGAGGACGUGCCUUUCAGCAAAUACAUACAAGACUCGUUUCCACUUGGCAAUCACAGCAUUCUUAGUUACGAUAAUAGCGAGUCGUUCGCAGACGUCAAGAAGGAGCUCAAGGCGGUCAACCUGAAGAAGCGACUAGGAAUCACUAUCAGGGCGACAUCAGAUAUUCGAAACCACCUGCACUUUGACAGAAAAAACAACUACCUCGAGGUUUAUCACUACACUUCUUUUCUAAAAGAACAGUUGAGAGUGACUCGGGAUGUUGGAGAUUGCUCCAGUCCGUCUUCAUCACUUAAGAGAGGAGUAUUACCACGCCAACUAGUCCUCGAAGUAUUGGACUCCUUACAAGGAACUCUGUUCCCGCUCUCAGAUCCAAGAUCUAAGAAGCUUCUCCGCUCACUCAUAUCAAAAUGCUCUUUCGAUCCAGACAUUCUCAACUUCGAAGUCAGUUCCGUCAGACGUGUGGGAGAAGAGAGUGUCCCAUAUGUCUAUCUAGCCGAUCGACUGGCAGACUUAUACAACGAGCUUCAAACUCCUCGACCUCGCGGUUGGUUUCAGCAGUCGAUGCAGAGAAAGAGCGGCGCCAGACAUGUUAUGCUGGCUACAUUGAUAGGAGUCAUCUUCGCUGUACUUCUGGGAAUAGCGUCGCUUGCUGUGAGUUCAUACCAGGCUUGGAUAGCAUAUCAAGCGUGGAAGCACCCAGUUCAACCAUCCUAGAGCUGUAGGCUUCGGGUAAGAAGCAUGACGGCCGGAGCAACUCCCGCUGCAGCAAUUCUCUCUGAUAUGAGUCAAGUCGGUGCUUCAGCUGUCACAUACGACCACAGCUCGUGGAGAACACGGGAUCCCUAGGUCUUUGCUUGGUACGUGUUUAUGGAAACUUAAUUGACCUAGCGCAAAGAGAUUAGAAUAAGGACAGGAUUGGUUCAUUAACCAUUACGGAAGUUUGGCGCUUGCGGGUGGAUUGAAGUUAGUUUGGAUAGCCUGGAGAACUUGGAAGCCUUAAUCGCCGCUAGUAAUCUACCGGUCUCUUCACUGACUAGUAUCUUGGCUUGUCACCCUACCUUGUUGCUAGUCGUGUCUGUAAUUAAGCUCUCAUCAACAGGUACGAAGCACAGACCUAGGGGUUGCUUGUUAACUGCGUGCCUCUAGAUUACUGGUAUCACAAUGUUAACAGUAUCGCACACCUUGUGUGGCAACCUCAUACGUAACAUCCUGACUUUACAAUUAACUGAAAACAAGUAACUAGACAAAGC